CAUUGAUAAAUAUGCUCUAUGUUCCAAAUCUCCCCCUGCUCCAAAUACUUCGUACUAUCAGAAUGAAUGCAGGGAGCUCUUUUUUCUUUUUUGUCAUCCGUUGAUAGACCAAUAAAUACAAGAUUCCUCAUUGACACUCGUUCCAUUAUCGAUUUUCCCUUUCGUCUACAAAGUGGAGCACACAUCGGUCUAUAUUUACGUUAUCAUUUUUGUUGUUAUUGUCUAGUGGGAAAACUUAAAUGCUACUUUGGUGCACUGCUAGAUCAACGUUCGUUCAUUUUUAGUAGAAGAAAACCUUACUGUUGCUGCAAGGGCAACAGAGUCUCAAAAUGAAGCAGUCACUGUGACAGGAGAACUGUCAAGUGCUAAACUGACAGAUAGCAAAACCGGAACUAGUAAGGGUAGAAUGUAGACAGAGGUGAACGAUAGCAGGUUGCCACGAGUGGUUGGAUUAUUUUGUAAAAGUUAGUUGAAGUUGAAGUUUAGUUGAAGUUUAAGUUGGGAUCUUGUGAAGAUCAGCAGUAGAUAAAUAGCGGUACAAGCAGUCGUGAAAGUGAUUUGAUUUCCAAUUGGUAGGCUUGGUUGCUUAUAAUUUCCUCAUAUAGACCUUUAUAACCUAACUUUUCUAACCUCCAUGUAUAGGAAACGAGAAAGUUUGAAAACGUUUUCCAUCAACUAUAAAGUCGCUACGUCGUAACACUUUGUUACAUGGCCUGUAGAUAGGCCUUUCCUUCAUCACCAGAAAAGCCAGAUAGAGCAUAGCGCAUCUAUCGAACCUAAGCUGUAAGAUUGUUGGUAUCGAACAUAAGCCGCAGAAGGCCACUGAAAUAGUGAGUUUGAGAACUUUGAGAAAUAAUGUUCAGAAAUAUUCAUUAUUAUUAUUAUAUUUUAGUUUUGGAGCACAUCAAUAAAGCUGUCAAAAAUUCAGUUGUGUCUUUGGAAAAGUUUGUACCAACAUUCUCCAAAAUAUUUCAACAAUGCCCAGUAGCAGUGAAGACGACUUUAAUACUACGGAUUUAGAAAAUUCCUUCAACUGCCGAGAAUGCGACCGACCUGAUUCCGCAGAUAACAUAGUUGCCUGCGAUAAAUGUUCCGAGUGGCUGCAUUAUUCAUGUGCUGGUGUAGGUCCGGAAGUGAAAGAUCAACCCUGGGUGUGCAAAAAGUGUUCUGAUCCCCCGCCAGAUGCUGCAUCGGUACACACGUCAGCGUCUGCCAGGAAGGCUAAGCUCGAACUAGAUCUCAAACGCCUAGAAGAAGAAAAACAACUAGAACAUCAGUACAUAGAUAAACGAUACAAGAAGCUGGAAGAGUCAUUGCAGGAGAAUGACGAUGAACGUCGCAGUGUAAAAUCUCGCCGGAGCGUUCUGCCGAUUGAAAAACAGAAGCGAACCGCUGAAUGGGUAAAAGUUCAAUCAGUCCCAGAAUUAGAAGGAGCAGUAGGAACAGGAAAACUCAAUUCACCUCCACAGCAAAACCACCCGAGAGAAGAGGCCGGUGGCAGAAGGUUGUCAUCAGACGCACUUAAGAACCUUCAGCAGCAAUUACAAGAUUGUCAAGGCGCCUCGCAUCCUAGUUUGGCCCAGAUGCAUGCGCUUCAAGAGACGUUAAAAAUGUGUCAACUCGAAUUGAACCAAACGGAGGUUAUCGUGCCGAUUGGAGAACCUUGUCCACAGGAGUUCAAUGUUGCACCUAAGUCGGCUCAUCACUUGAAAACGUUAUCCAAAGGAGCAAUUCCGAAACAAAGCAAACCACGUAAUAAGUCAGCUUCCCUCCCGCUGGCUACAAUUCCAGAAGUUACGAUGCAAUCAACCGCACAGGAAACCAAUUCCGGAGUGCGAAGGAAACCAAAUAAAAAUGUAGCAGUUAACUCGGAUGCAUUAGUAGGUAACGUACUUCUACAGCCGGAUGACAUUCUUGGCAGAAAGCUCACACAGCAGCAGUUGGCGGCCAGGCAGACGCUUGCCAGGGAGUUGCCGACAUUUUUUGGAAGCCCUGCAGAUUGGCCCGUUUUCAUAAGCCAUUAUACAUACACUUCGGAAGCGUGCGGAUUUAGCAACGGAGAGAACAUGAUCCGGUUGCAGCGAUGCCUCAAAGGAGCAGCUUGGGAAGCGGUUCGAAGUAGGCUGAUUCUACCAGCAUCAGUUCCCCAUGUAAUAGAAGCACUCAGGAUGCGUUUUGGCAGACCAGAGCUUCUGAUUGAGUCGUUAAUAGAAAGUGUUAAAACCACUAUAUCACCAAAAGCUGACAAAUUAGACACUCUUAUCGAAUUUGGCACCAAAGUGCAAGCACUUUGUGACCAUAUAGAGGCAGCCGAUCUGGGUGAACAUUUGUCCAACCCAACCCUUCUUAAAGAUUUAGUUGUGAAACUUCCGGCUGAAUACAAAAUGAGAUGGGCAAGCUACCGACGAAAUUGUCAGAUGAUCAAUCUUAGAACCUUCGGUACGUUUAUGGACGAAAUAGUAGCCGAUGCAUACAGCGUAACAUCAUUUGCGAUGGAACGUCCCACGCGCUCGAAACAGGAUAGAAGUCUUAUUCAUUCGGAGCCCGUCGAUGGUGGUUUAGGUAUCGAUGGACGAAAAGCAGCUGAUGAAAUUUGUAACGUGACGAAUAGAACUGUGUGUGCCGUAUGCCAAGGUGAGGGACAUCGAUCACGGGACUGUUCAACCUUCCGAUCAUUAACGGUUGAUGACAGGUGGAAGUGCAUACAAAAACUGGACCUCUGCAAAACAUGUUUGUAUGACCAUGGCCGCCGCACAUGCCGAAAUACGAACAGGUGUGGUACAAACGGAUGUGAGCAGCGUCACCAUCCUCUUCUCCAUAAUGUAUUAAAACCUAGUUCGCCUUCUCACACUGAAAAUUCUGUGAUUCAUAAUAUACAUCAAGCGCCUUCCUGUUCUCUGUUGUUCCGCAUAAUUCCGGUGAAGCUAUACAAAGAGGAAAGGUCUAUCGAUACCUACGCUUUCGUAGACGAAGGUUCUUCACUGACGAUGUUGGACACUGAGUUAGCAACUAAGUUAGGAUUGAGCGGACAUGCCCGACCACUUUGUUUAAAAUGGACAGGUAAUUUUACUAGAACUGAAGCCGAUUCUCAACGUGUGUCUUUUGAGAUAUCGGGGAAAAACAGUACCAAACGUUACCCAUUAAGAAAUGUUGGAACGAUUCAUGCAUUGGAUUUGCCGGAACAAUCGUUACCGAUCGAUAUGUUGAAACAACGCUUCAAGCACUUACGAAAUUUACCAAUCGAGGGUUACAUCAACGCUAAGCCCCAGCUUCUGAUUGGCGUCGAUAACCUUAGAGUCGUUGUUCCAUUGGUAGCAAGAGAAGGGAGCACAGGUUGCCCCACGGCAGUUCGAACACGUCUUGGCUGGUGCGUAUAUGGAGGUGGAAGUAACGCAACGUUAGCAACCAGUUUUCACAUUUGUGAUUGUCAGCACGAUCAAAAUUUGAACGAAACUUUGAAGGAGUAUUUUUCCGCCGAUGAAACGGGAACAAAGGCAGUUUGUCUUGAAUCAAGUGAAGAAGAUAAGCGAGCGAUGGAACAGUUACAAAAAGCCACUGUGUUUAUAGGAGACCGAUUUGAAUCCACAUUGCUAUGGAAAUAUGAUCACAUAGACCUACCAGAUAGUUACCCUAUGGCACUAGCCAGAUUAAAGUGCCUGGAAAGGAAGUUGUCGAAGGAUCCGUUACUGCAAGAAAACGUCAAGCGGCAAAUUAAAGAGUACCAGGAGAAGGGCUACUGUCAUCGAGCUACGAAUGAGGAGCUAGAAGCAGCUGACCCGAGGCGUUCAUGGUACCUUCCUCUAGGUACAGUGUCCAACCCCAAGAAACCAGGCAAGGUGCGCCUGGUCUGGGACGCUGCCGCAACUGUAGACGGGGUUUCAUUAAAUUCGGUUUUACUAAAAGGACCUGACCAGUUAACGGCUCUUCCGGUGGUACUUUUCCGAUUCCGCCAGUUCCCGGUAGCGGUAUGUGCGGACAUAAAGGAAAUGUACCAUCAAAUACGUAUACGCAAAGAAGACCGGAAUUCUCAAAGAUUUUUGUGGCGCAGUGAUCCCGAAAAAAAGCCCGAAAUAUUUUUUAUGGAUGUGGCAACCUUCGGGUCAAGCUGUUCUCCGGCGACAGCGCAAUUCGUGAAGAAUAGUAACGCAAAACGGUUCACUGAGAAGUAUCCGGCUGCAGUCGAGAAUAUCCUCAACGCCCACUACGUAGACGAUUAUGUCAUCAGCUUUAAAACUCCUCAAGAAGCCAAACUGGUGUCGGAACAGGUGAGAACUAUACAUAAGAGUGGCGGGUUCGAGCUCCGGAAUUUCUGCUCCAAUAACACUGAAGUGCUUCAACACCUCGGAGAACAGCAACUGGAAAAUGUAAAGGAGUUUAAUUCAAAAACAAAACUGGCUCCUGAGAACGUUCUGGGGAUACAAUGGGAAACGGUAUCAGAUGAGUUAAGGUUCUCAACGAAAAUGCGUGAGGAUAUCGAACAAGUGAUAAAAACCGGACGAAGACCGACUAAAAGAGAAAUUUUACGAUGUGUUAUGUCCAUGUUCGAUCCUCUGGGACUUCUUGCACCAUACUUAAUUUUCGGAAAAAUUCUCAUCCAAGAAGUUUGGCGGAAGGGUCAUGGAUGGGAUGAUCCGAUUGAUGAUGAAACUUUUGAGCUGUGGCGCAGGUGGAUUGAGAUGAUCCAGCAUAUUCACGAUGUCAGAAUACCAAGAUGCUAUUUUUCGAGAGCCGUUGAUGAAGUCGAAAUUCACACGUUUGUUGAUGCCAGCGAAGCUGCUUAUUCAUGUGUCAGCUAUGUCCGAUGCAUGGAUCCGUUAGGCGCAGUGGAAGUUGCGUUGGUUGGAGCCAAAACAAAAGUAGCCCCUCUGAAGCCAUGGUCCAUACCCCGACUUGAGCUUCAAGGAUGUGUGUUAGGUUCCAGAUUUACUCGAUUCCUCGAAGAAGGUCAUUCACUACGCUUCACAAAACGAGUCAUGUGGUCCGACUCUAGUACGGCCCUAAGCUGGAUAAACUCAGAUCCUCGUAAACUUCAUCGAUUCGUUGCUUUCCGUAUAACCGAAAUAUUAGAGUUGACAACACGUAGCGAGUGGAGAUGGGUCCCGACCAAACAAAAUCCAGCUGAUGAAGCAACCAAGUGGGGCGUUGGACCUCACUUUAAUGAUAAAAGCAUCUGGUACAGUGGACCAGAUUUCCUUUCGUAUUCCGAAGAUCAAUGGCCUGCCAGGAAAACGGCAUCGCCCGCGACCGAAGAGCUUCGUCCUUGUUACGCACAUACUGAAAUUUUCCUCCCAGAACCGCAACUAGAACCCGAAAGGUUUUCGAACUGGAACCGUCUUCUCAGGACCACAGCAUACUUACAUCGUCUCUUGUCUAAGAAAAUUCACCCAAAUGAAAACCGCCCUUUAGAAAUUCUCAAGCAAAACGAAUUGCAGUCGGCGGAAAGAACGUUGUUCAAACAAGCACAGUGGCAAAUUUAUCCAGAUGAAAUGAUUAUCCUGUCCAAGUGUAAUCUAGACGGAAAAAACCAGCAAUUAGUCGAUCGUUCCAGUAGCAUCUAUCAUCUGUUUCCGGUUCUAGAUGAACACGGAGUUCUAAGGGUGGAUGGAAGAAUCCGAAAUGCUCCUAAAGUCGAACUGGAUUGUAAGUAUCCUAUUAUCCUUCCAAAAAACCAUCAUGUGACCUAUCUACUCGUCGAUGACUACCAUAAAAGAUUUCAUCACGGGAAUAACGAAACCAUUGUAAAUGAGAUCAGACAACGUUUUCACAUUCCUUCUAUCCGUGGGUUCGUCAAGGAUGUGGUAAAGAAAUGUCAGUACUGUAAAGUGAGCAAGGCACGCCCUGUAGUUCCGAGAAUGGGACCUCUUCCGUUGGCUCGAUUGUCUGCCGGUGUUCGACCAUUCGCUUACGUUGGUGUGGACUAUUUUGGGCCCUUGCAAGUAAAGGUAGGAAGAGCAACCGUCAAAAGAUGGGUGGCACUGUUCACCUGUCUAACUAUCAGGGCCGUACAUCUCGAGGUGAUCUACAGCUUAACUACCGAAGCCUGCAUCAUGGGAAUUCGUCGAUUCAUUGGUCGUCGGGGUUCCCCUGUUGAAUUCCAUAGUGACAAUGGUACAAACUUUCAAGGCGCUGAAAGAUUGUUGCGCGAGCAAAUCAACAUGGGACUCGAGUUUACGUUCACCAAUACGAACACCAAAUGGUUAUUCAUUCCUCCUGGAGCCCCCCAUAUGGGCGGUUCCUGGGAGAGAAUGGUCAGGUCCAUCAAGGUGGCAAUAUCAGAUGCAUACAACGAAAAUUUGGAUGACGAACGUCUUCUUACAUUGCUUAUUGAAGCCGAAUCAAUAGUCAACUGUCGGCCGCUGACCUAUCUGCCCUUGGAUUCAGCUGAGCAGGAAGCCCUUACGCCGAACCACCUAUUGUUAGGCAACUCAACAGGCGUUCAUCAACCGGAACAGCAUGCAGUGUGUAACCGUAAGCUGUUAAGUCGAUCCUGGGAUACACUUCAAAAACAGAUUGGUUCAUUUUGGAAGAGGUGGACCUUAGAAUAUCUUCCGACUCUAACAAAAAGAACGAAGUGGUUCGGAGAGACGAAAAACAUCGAAAAAGGAGAACUAGUUAUCAUUGUAGAAGGUUCACGACGUAACAAUUGGGCCAGAGGUCGAGUUCUAGAAGUGGUUUCCUCACCAGACGGACGAGUUCGGCAGGCGAUAGUGCAGCUAGCGUCAGGUACUAUAUGUCGUCGCCCAGUAUCCCGAUUGGCAGUACUAGAAGUUCAGGACGGAAGUGGAACCGGAUUCGGAUUCCACCGGGGGGAGGAUGUUGCUGCAAGGGCAACAGAGUCUCAAAAUGAAGCAGUCACUGUGACAGGAGAACUGUCAAGUGCUAAACUGACAGAUAGCAAAACCGGAACUAGUAAGGGUAGAAUGUAGACAGAGGUGAACGAUAGCAGGUUGCCACGAGUGGUUGGAUUAUUUUGUAAAAGUUAGUUGAAGUUGAAGUUUAGUUGAAGUUUAAGUUGGGAUCUUGUGAAGAUCAGCAGUAGAUAAAUAGCGGUACAAGCAGUCGUGAAAGUGAUUUGAUUUCCAAUUGGUAGGCUUGGUUGCUUAUAAUUUCCUCAUAUAGACCUUUAUAACCUAACUUUUCUAACCUCCAUGUAUAGGAAACGAGAAAGUUUGAAAACGUUUUCCAUCAACUAUAAAGUCGCUACGUCGUAACACUUUGUUACAUGGCCUGUAGAUAGGCCUUUCCUUCAUCACCAGAAAAGCCAGAUAGAGCAUAGCGUAAAUAUUUGUUUAUUAUAUAUGCCUUUACAAGUAUACUGAAGUUUUGUUUAACACAGGCAUCUAUCGAACCUAAGCUGUAAGAUUGUUGGUAUCGAACAUAAGCCGCAGAAGGCCACUGAAAUAGUGAGUUUGAGAACUUUGAGAAAUAAUGUUCAGAAAUAUUCAUUAUUAUUAUUAUAUUUUAGUU
This is a messenger RNA of Uranotaenia lowii, 7467 nucleotides long. RefSeq lists its product as uncharacterized. Gene Ontology annotation, molecular function: nucleic acid binding. Bases 978 to 6926 code for a protein of 1982 amino acids. The transcript has 2 exons. Gene Ontology annotation, biological process: DNA integration. The record is from RefSeq and is a predicted model, not a curated record. NCBI's taxonomy places the organism in Eukaryota, Metazoa, Arthropoda, Insecta, Diptera, Culicidae.